AUGGCUUCCAGAGCAAUUUUGAGACGAAGGAAGCUUCUCUCUGAUUACCUCAAUGUUUCUGGUCGUUCAAUUCAAGCCCUGAGCCAUGGCCACUAUGCCAAAUACUCAGACGCAGGUCACUCAAGCUCUACACCAGAUACCCCUUUCAAAGACCCGGUCACCACAAAAUCCGACUCUGCAACAUUUACAAGACAUGAAGAAAUCAGAAACGCUUCCACACUCCCAUUCUUUACCCCGCAUAGAUUCUAUUCCACUACUGGAUAUGGAACAUUCGGACAUAUGUCACCUAUGAGGAUGAAUUUGGUAUUUCAAUCUUCAAAAUUUUCUUCAAUGGCCACAGCACAUCAACCAGAUAUGCGUGGUGAAGAUGAUGAUAAAGAACAAGUUUCUAAAAAGAGAAAGGAAGCAUCACCAGAGGAAUGUGAUCAAGCUGUUGAAGGUUUAAGCACUGCAAAAGCUAAAGUAAAAGCCAAACAAGUUACAGAAUCACAGAAGACUACUGCAAAAUCCAUUCUACAAAGAACAUGGGCAAUUCUAUUGGGGAUUGGCCCAGCUUUAAGAGCAAUAGCUUCUAUGAGCAGGGAAGAUUGGGCUAUAAAACUUGUUCACUGGAAAAACGAAUUUAUAUCAACAUUGAAGCAUUACUGGUUGGGUAUCAAGCUUCUUGGUGUUGAUAUAAAGAUCAGUUCAAGAUUGCUUCUUAAGCUUGCAGGUGGAAAGAGUCUUUCUAGAAGAGAGAGACAACAACUAACAAGAACAACAGCAGAUAUCUUUCGUCUUGUUCCUGUUGCUGUUUUCAUUAUUGUCCCUUUCAUGGAGUUCUUACUUCCUGUUUUCUUGAAACUUUUCCCCAAUAUGUUACCUUCUACCUUUCAAGACAAAAUGAAAGAACAGGAAGCAUUGAAAAGGAGGUUAAAUGCAAGAAUAGAAUACGCGAAAUUUCUUCAAGAUACUGUUAAAGAAAUGGCUAAAGAGGUCCAAAAUACUCGAAGUGGAGAAAUCAAGAAAACAGCAGAAGAUCUUGAUGAAUUUUUGAGCAAGGUGAGAAAAGGUUCUUCUGUUGCUAAUGAUGAAAUUUUGGGAUUUGCAAAGUUGUUCAAUGACGAGCUUACCCUCGAUAAUAUCAGCAGGCCUCGAUUAGUGAAUAUGUGCAAAUAUAUGGGAAUCCAACCUUUUGGAACAGAUGCUUACCUUCGUUACAUGCUCAGAAAAAGACUUCAAUGGAUUAAGAAUGAUGAUAAGAUGAUUCAAGCAGAAGGUGGUGUGGAUGCUCUUUCUGAAGAAGAACUUCGUGAAGAUUGUAGAGAAAGAGGCAUGCUUGGAUUACGUUCAGUUGAUGAAAUGCGUCAACAGCUUCGUGAUUGGUUGGAUUUGUCUUUGAAUCACUCAGUUCCAUCUUCACUCUUGAUUCUUUCAAGAGCAUUCACUGUUUCUGGGAAAUUAAAGCCUGAAGAAGUUGUGAGAGCCACAUUAUCUUCAUUGCCAGAUGAAGUUGUGGACACUGUUGGAGUUACUUCUUUGCCCUCUGAAGAUUCUGUUUCAGAAAGAAAAAGAAAAUUAGAAUUUCUUGAAAUGCAAGAGGAACUCAUCAAGGAGGAAGAAGAGAAAGAAGAAGAAGAACAAGCUAAAAUGAAGCAAUCGAUUGAAAACAACAAAGAUAUUGCAUUAGAAGAAAUGAUUAAUCCAACAUCUUCAGAAAUUCAAGAACAAGCAAGAGCAAGAGCUUUAGAAAAACAAGAACAGCUUUGUAAAGUCAGUGAAGCUUUAGCUGUUUUAGCUUCUGCAUCUUCUGUUAGCAGAGAGCGUGAAGAGUUUUUGAGGCUUGUUAACAAAGAGAUAAAUUUGUAUCAUAGUAUGAUGGAUAAUAAAGAAGGAAGGGAUGGUGAAAAGGAGAUCAUGAAGGCGUAUAAAGCUGCUCAUAUCCAUGAGGAAAUUGAUAAUUCAAGUGAGGAACAUGUAGAUGAUGAGGUGUCAUCAGCUCUUAUAAACAGGGUUGAUGCUAUGCUGCAAAAACUUGAGAAAGAAAUCGAUGAUGUGGAUGCGAAAAUUGGUGAUCGUUGGCGUGUUCUUGAUAGGGAUUAUGAUGGAAAAGUUACCCCUGAAGAAGUGGCAUCUGCAGCCAUAUACUUGAAAGAUACUUUAGGAAAGGAAGGUGUUCAAGAACUUAUUAGCAACCUUUCAAAAGAUAAAGAUGGGAAAAUACUUGUCGAAGAUAUAGUAAAGUUGGGGAGUAAGGCACAUGAUGUGGAUUGAUAUGAUAAUAAUUCACGAGUGUCAUUUACAAAUUUUUGCAUAUUGUAGAGAGAGAGGCUUAUGUGCUUUUUUUUUUUUUUGUCACGC
Molecule: messenger RNA, 2340 nt
Organism: Lactuca virosa
Lineage: Eukaryota; Viridiplantae; Streptophyta; Magnoliopsida; Asterales; Asteraceae
Source: the annotation of a GenBank genome assembly